Cyclopterus lumpus (lumpfish) is the source of this 2474-nucleotide messenger RNA. Its product is annotated as leukocyte immunoglobulin-like receptor subfamily B member 3A. Lineage: Eukaryota; Metazoa; Chordata; Actinopteri; Perciformes; Cyclopteridae. The transcript has 10 exons. The record is from RefSeq and is a predicted model, not a curated record. The coding region runs from base 15 to 2336 and encodes 773 amino acids. Gene Ontology annotation, cellular component: membrane.
UAAAUAUUUCAGCCAUGGGGAUCAUACAACAGAGAAACCUUCGCUAUUUGGCCAUUGUCUCUUUUCUCUUGACCUCAACUUCACCUGCUGCAGAUGCUCAGAUCAGAUUAGUCACGUCUGGAUCUACAAGUUGCUCUGGAAGAGUUGAAAUAUCUUACAACGGUUUCUGGGGAACAGUAUGUGAUGACGGGUGGGACUUAGAGGAUGCUAAUGUAGUGUGCAGACAGUUGAACUGUGGUACGGCACUGAGUGCUCCUGGGUCGUCCCAGUUUGGUCAAGGAACCGGUGACAUCUGGCUAGAUGACGUGGGCUGUUCAGGAACUGAAAGGUCUCUAACUGAGUGUCGGCACACAGGAUUUGGGAUACACGACUGUGGACACGAGGAGGAUGCUGGUGUGGUCUGUUCAGUGAGCCUCUCAAAGCCCAGCAUCUCCAUGAGUCCUGUCGGGGAGGUAACCUGGGGUCAGGACGCCGGAAUCACUUGUUCUAUCUCAACUAAGCAUUUAGGUGGAACAUUCAUUCUGCAGCAUACCUCAGGCUCAUUCAGAAAGACCCAAACAUCAAGUACCAACUCGGCUACUUUCAACAUUUUGCAAGUGAAUUUUGGAAACGAAGGCUCAUACAAGUGUCAGUAUCAGAUAAGGGUUUCAAGUCGGGACUUCAGCUCCCCCUUAAGUGACUCUGUCAGACUCUCUGUUGCUGUGAGCCUUUUAAAGCCCAGCAUCUCCAUGAGUCCUGUCGGGGAGGUAACCUGGGGUCAGGACGCCGGAAUCACUUGUUCUAUCUCAACUCAGCAUUUAGGUGGAACAUUCAUUCUGCAGCAGACCUCAGGCUCAUUCAGAAAGACCCAAACAUCAAGUACCAACUCGGCUACUUUCAACAUAUUGCAAGUGAAUUUUGGAAACGAAGGCUCAUACAAGUGUCAGUAUCAGAUAAGGGUUUCAAGUCGGGACUUCAGCUCUCCCUUAAGUGACUCUGUCAGACUCUCUGUUGCUGUGAGCCUCUCAAAGCCCAGCAUCUCCAUGAGUCCUGUCGGGGAGGUAACCUGGGGUCAGGACGCCGGAAUCACUUGUUCUAUCUCAACUAAGCAUUUAGGUGGAACAUUCAUUCUGCAGCAGACCUCAGGCUCAUUCAGAAAGACCCAAACAUCAAGUACCAACUCGGCUACUUUCAACAUUUUGCAAGUGAAUUUUGGAAACGAAGGCUCAUACAAGUGUCAGUAUCAGAUAAGGGUUUCAAGUCGGGACUUCAGCUCCCCCUUAAGUGACUCUGUCAGACUCUCUGUUGCUGUGAGCCUUUUAAAGCCCAGCAUCUCCAUGAGUCCUGUCGGGGAGGUAACCUGGGGUCAGGACGCCGGAAUCACUUGUUCUAUCUCAACUCAGCAUUUAGGUGGAACAUUCAUUCUGCAGCAGACCUCAGGCUCAUUCAGAAAGACCCAAACAUCAAGUACCAACUCGGCUACUUUCAACAUAUUGCAAGUGAAUUUUGGAAACGAAGGCUCAUACAAGUGUCAGUAUCAGAUAAGGGUUUCAAGUCGGGACUUCAGCUCUCCCUUAAGUGACUCUGUCAGACUCUCUGUUGCUGUGCCGCUCCAGCAGCCCAGCAUCUCCCUGGCGUCUCCUAACGGAGGGCUGGUCUGGGGCCCAGAGGGUGCCGAGGUCACCAGGGGUUACAGCUUUGUUUUCACCUGCUCCAUUUUCUCCCAUUAUCCUGGGGGUGAGUUCUCUCUCAUCUCAUCUGGCUCCGGCCUCACCAACACCAAGCAAGCAUUCACCGGCUCGGCCUCCUUUGACUUCCCUGUGGCCGAAUAUGAGCACCUGGGGGACUACAGCUGUGUGUAUGAAGUCACGCUGUCUGCACGGAAAUUCACUUCCACCAUGACAGCCUCCAUUCCUGUCAUCAUUAAAAUGUCUCUGUUGCCGCUGGUUUCGUCAGUAGCUGUCGUGGGUCCGCUGCUGCUCCUGCUGGUUUUGGUGGUGGUCUGUCUGGUCUGCAAGAGAAAGAGACGAGCCGAUCCGCCUGUUGCCCUCGCCCAAAGUCAAUUGGCUGUCAGACUCAGCAACGAUUAUGACAAUAACAAGUAUGAGGACCAGGACGAUGUCUACGAGAACGUUAACCCAACAGACACAUGGAAGAAACUCAAAGAGGAAGCAGGGAGAGCAGAAGAAGAGGACAGUGAUGACUAUGAGGAGCCAGAAUACUGCAACGGUUAUGUUCCUGAGGGAGAAAAAGAAACCAGUGAUGAUGAAGCUGUUCAUGAAAUUGUAACCCAGCUAUUGGAUGAACCAACUCUGGACAUUUAUGGAGAACAUGAGGAUAUUUAUCAAAACUUUUGAGGUGUCAAUUGUUGAAUAAUGCUGAAGAAAUUGUAAUUUAAGAGAUUAAACUACAAUUUCAGGAGAAUUGGCUAGUCAUUAAUUGUUCAUUAUUUUAGAUAUGCCAGACUAUUUUCCUAUAGUUUGUUACCAAAUCAU